Seminavis robusta is the source of this 1059-nucleotide messenger RNA. The record is from the annotation of a GenBank genome assembly. Lineage: Eukaryota; Bacillariophyta; Bacillariophyceae; Naviculales; Naviculaceae.
AUGAGUGAAAGCGAAAGCACUGGUGACGAAUUGUCCGGCUUGUCUGGAUUCUUCUUUUAUGUGUUCAUUGUCCAUCCCUGUACAGCAUGGAUUCUGAGGCCAGGGCGAUUCGAACGCAAGAAGAGCAUCAUGUAUGCCAUUGCCUUUUUGGCAGCUAUUGCAGCCAUCAAGACAGGCCUGGAAAUGCAACAGAAAGGGCCCAACUAUUACAAUCUGUUGGGUGUCACGCGAGAAUCCAAUCCUCUGGAAAUAAAGAGGGCUUAUAAGCGCCUCAGUCUUCAACUCCACCCUGAUAAGAAUCCCAGCCCUGAUGCUACUGAUCAGUUUGAUGCUGUCAAGCAGGCAUAUGAUGCCCUCAUGGAUAUGGAAUUCCGAGAAGUAUACAACAAAUUCGGAAAAGAUGGAAUCAAGGCCAACAAACGCUAUGAUGAAACACAGUUCCUAAUCGAAUUGGCCAUCUUUUACAUUUCCUGGGGAAUGAUGGUCUUUAUGUUGACACUUGGAAAACGCAGUGGGGAAGCCCGAAAUUGGUGUUUUACUGGAAUGGUCGUCAUGUUGGUUAUUGAAGUCACAAUGAUGACAUCUUCCACCAAUCCAAUCCCUACCUGGUUAUUCCCGGCACUUACCGAACAUGAAGUUGUUUGGUUACUCCACAAUCUAUUUCCUGCCUUUAUGAAUGGGUGUCGAUCAUUGGGCGCCUAUCUCUUUGUGGAUCUAGAUGCCCAAACACGGCAACUUUUGGUAGCUUUGCAGGAACAAAACAAAGACAUGCUUCUUGUCCUUCGUGACAUUCAAAUUGGAGUGCAAACUGUGCAAGCCCAUGGCGGCGGUGGAGGUGGACGAGUGGCUUCCGGUGGAGAUGUGGCUGCAGCUGGUGGUGGAAUUCCGAGGGUUACUCCCACAGGCAAGCUCAAGGAAUUACAAGAUCGUCUACGAUCAUCCAACACAAACGUAGCACAGGCAGUGCAACAAAUCAAUGGACAGCCACAAAAAAGCUCCAAUAUGGGAUUCUAUCUGAUGAUUCUCGGCUACAUCGUUGUUGCAUACCUCUUCCAGUAA